UUUGGUUGGGGCAACGCGCCGCCCAUGGCGAACCUGUCCCAGUGCCUGGACGAUGCGCCCCUGCGAGGGUUUCGCAGCUGGGAGCCCAGCCCGGCGCAAGCCUAUAGUGAGGCGCAGCGCCUGGCGCUGGAGGUGCUCGUCGCCUCCGGCCUGCCCGCCUUCCAGGCGUUCCUGCGCGGGGAGAAGAUGCGCGCCUUCCUUUCCGAGCCCGAGAUCCGAGCCAUCCUGCAGGCAGUAGUGCCGCCGCCCGGGGCCGAGGAAGGCUCCGCCGAGCAGACUCUGAACGGCUCUCUGGAUUGCUCCUCGCUCACCUAUUUCCCCCUGCAGUCGGACAUCGAGCCGCCGGUGCUGGAGCUGGGCUGGCCGGCCUUCGUCAGCGGCUCCUACCGAGGGCUCACGCGGGUGGAAACUUACUUCCAGCCCAGCUUUGGAGAGGUCAUCUAUCCCUGCAAGGAGGCGGUACGCAAGCAGAUCCGAUCAGCCCGGGAGGUCAUUGCUAUUGUUAUGGAUUCCUUCACAGAUAUGGACAUCUUCUACGACCUCCAUGAUGCCUGCAGAAAAAGGCUGGUUCCUGUCUACAUCCUUUUGGAUCAAGCCUUUCUUUGUCACUUCAUGGAAAUGUGCAAAAAUCUAGAAUUCUGUCCUGAACAGGAAUAUCUUAUGAGAGUCCGAACAAUUGCUGGGAACACUUAUUAUGCAAGAUCAGGAGCCAAAAUAAUUGGGAGUGUCCAUGAGAAGUUCAUGUUAAUUGAUGGCAUCAAAGUAACUACAGGCUCCUACAGCUUCACGUGGACUGAUGGAAAGCUGAACAGCAGUAACUUGUUGGUGCUCUCAGGCCAAGUAGUUGAACAUUUUGAUCUGGAAUUCCGAAUCCUUUAUGCACAAUCAAAACCUAUUAAUACAAAGUUGCCAUCCAUCUGUAAGAACAGUGGUGUUCUCGAUCACUUGACGAACAGGAGCACCCCAUGUAAAGACUUCACUGUGGGUAACCUUCUGAGAGCAGAAUUUGCCAGGUUGUCAUGCUCUCCCAAAAUGCUUGAGAAAGAAGUAGCUAAAGGAGGUAGGGUGAGUGCGAAACGGCCACACCUUGAUGGUUCUUCCGUUGGCGAAGAAGAGGGCCUUCUAAAUGGUAUUGACACUCCAGAACAACCUAAAGAAAGACAAAGUCAAUCAACACAGACUGAACCCUUUGAAGAGAAGCCCACAGUGACUGUAUUUAACUCUGCCACACAAACCAGUGUUUCAGUAGCAACAGCAGGCACCCAAACCACUGCUCGAUCUAGAAUGGUGGGUACUCAAACAGUAGUUAUGUUCAAGACAGUCAUGACCCAGACGGGAAAGAAUGAAGCUUCAGAAGUGGCCCUCGAUCAGAGGGUACAUGAUCAGACAGUAUGUGUUCAGAGGAUACCCGAUCCAAGAGUGCCUCCUAAAGAAGCAUCUCCAGUUUACAGGAAGUCCACUUCUAAAGAAACAUCUCCAGUUUAUAGGAAGUCCACUUCUAAAGAAGCAUCACCAAUUUACAGGAAGACCACUUCUAAAGAAGCUUCUCCGGUUUACAGGAAGUCCAUGUCCACUUCUUCUAGUUCACGGUCUCUUUCUUCCUUGUCCUCCCAGUGUUCACGGGCAAGUUCUGUUGGCUCAUUAACAUCUCUUAGGUCCCUGGACUACCCUUGUAGCCACCGAGCUGAUUAUUUCCGCAACCUAAAUAAGGAGAGGGAAUUCCACUACUCUGUCAUCCGGUCAAAGCUUAACCACAUGGUUUCUAUGCUCUCUAGAAGGGGGAAUGUGGCUGAAAACUACACAGGCUGCCGCCCAAUGAGGUGCAACCUUAAACCUAGACGGCAGAUCAGCACCAGCCUAAUAAACCUCAGAGAUUUUGCACUGUAUUCAUCAAAUGACUGCUUCUAAGCAAAUGGCAUCAUGAGUGCUGGUAUACACAAAACUGCUUCAGUCACCAACCAUUUUGAACACUUACAAGAAUUUUAAUUUCCGUUUAGAAUAAUCACUUGCAUGGCAGGUGACACAUGGCUUGUGAUACUAAAAUCGCACCAUAGGGUGCAAAUCCACAUAGCUUAUGUUUUGUCUGCACAGUCCUGAGAACUGCAUUUUCUUUGCACUUAAGUUCUUUUAAUUCUGCAGUCUGUGGUACUUUUUAAAAAAAGAUUGAUGUUUUCUGGUGCUUUGUCUUGCUAAGUUUAUGCUUUUCAAGGCACUGAAAUAUUGGUACAUUUUUUUUAAAAAAUCCCACAAGUGCCUCCUAUUUUGUUUGUCUCUCCUGAUAUUUAGGUCCCCUAACAUGAAUUUUAACUAAUUUUAACAUCUUGCACUGUAAUGGAUGGAUUAUUUAGAGAUGGUUACCAAAAGGUGCCGUUCAUACCACUUAAGGACACAGCAUUAAAGAUGUGAUGAGUCCCCAAAUUGUAUCCUAUUGGUUUUUGUCUGUUUCUUCUAGUUGUAUAUGUUAUGUUGAUUAACUCUGUUUGACUUUGAAAAUAAAAUAUU
Eublepharis macularius is the source of this 2502-nucleotide messenger RNA. RefSeq names its product family with sequence similarity 83 member D (gene SACK1D). The transcript is spliced from 4 exons. Gene Ontology annotation, biological process: regulation of TOR signaling; positive regulation of cell cycle G1/S phase transition; protein localization to mitotic spindle. The coding region runs from base 25 to 1908 and encodes 627 amino acids. NCBI's taxonomy places the organism in Eukaryota, Metazoa, Chordata, Lepidosauria, Squamata, Eublepharidae. Gene Ontology annotation, cellular component: cytosol; mitotic spindle pole. The record is from RefSeq and is a predicted model, not a curated record.